This is a messenger RNA of Rhizophagus irregularis DAOM 181602=DAOM 197198, 594 nucleotides long. The record is from RefSeq and is a predicted model, not a curated record. Lineage: Eukaryota; Fungi; Glomeromycota; Glomeromycetes; Glomerales; Glomeraceae.
AUGGGUACAAAUUAUAUAAAACGUAAUCCAAGAAGAAAAUUUCCUUUUACUAAUAAAUCUUUAAAUGAUCAAUGUUUUAAUAUUAUUCCAAAAUUAAAUUCUUUUGAUGAUUUAUCCUCUUCAGAAUCUCAAGAUUUAUCUUCUGAAAUUUUAAAUUCAAAAGUUAUUUUAACUUCCGAAUUACCUCCUCUUCAGGAGAAUAUCAUCCAAAUCUCUUCCGUUGAACCGGAAUCAAUUUGUAAUACGUUAGUAGUUGAACAAAUCUCAUCGGAACAAAAUGUUGAAUCCGACAUAAAAAUGAAAAGUGAUAACAUUUCUCAGUCUGUAAAAAUAUUUACUGAAUAUGAAGAUUCAACAGUUACACCGCUGAAAAUUGAAUAUACUGACCUGAAAACAACAACAACAGAAGCAACAGAAAAAGCAAAAGAAGUAACAGCAAUAGCAACAACAGAAGAAUCAACAUCAAUAGCAACAACAGAAGCAACAGAAAAAGUAACAAUAGAAGAAGUAACAGCAAUAGCAACAACAGAAGAAUCAGCAUCAAUAGCAACAACAGAGGAAAAAGCAGUAACAGCAACAACAGAAGAAACAACA